This is a messenger RNA of Ipomoea nil (Japanese morning glory), 1091 nucleotides long. Its product is annotated as fatty-acid-binding protein 1. The record is from RefSeq and is a predicted model, not a curated record. Gene Ontology annotation, molecular function: intramolecular lyase activity. The coding region runs from base 54 to 905 and encodes 283 amino acids. NCBI's taxonomy places the organism in Eukaryota, Viridiplantae, Streptophyta, Magnoliopsida, Solanales, Convolvulaceae. The transcript is spliced from 4 exons.
GGUAUCAGUAUUCACAUUUCACUGUUCAACGGAACAAAAAAGCGGCAACAGCGAUGGCUUCUCUGGGCUUCCCAUUCUUGUUUUCUCAGCCACCGAGCCAGCCCCCCACUGGCUCCUCCCGCCCUCACUACCUCUCCGCAGCCGCUUGUGCUGCCGCUGUUGCUGCCGGCGGCGUAAUCGCAAUCUCGCCGAUCACCCACAACCACCCACUGAAUAUCCUGCUCUCCAACUUCUCACCCAGCAAAAAUAACUCCUCCCCGUUGUGGGGUUCUCUUUCUCUGUCUGAUGGCUCCGCCCCGGCCACGGAAUCGAGGACCGGCAUCUCAUUCCCGUCAGUUCUAAAGGGCUCGCAGCGACUUCUUGGAAUUGGGUUAAGGAAGAAGGCUAUCUUGGGGUUGAAAAACAUCGAUGUAUAUGCUUUUGGUGUUUAUGCCAAUGAUGCUGAUUUACAGAACAUUCUGAAAGAGAAAUAUGAGACCCUUUCUGGGUCUGAGUCAAAGGGAAAGGAUUUGAAGGAUGAACUGAUGGAUAAGGAUAUACGCGCAACUGUUAGGCUUCAAAUCAUGUAUGGAAGACUAAGCAUUCGUUCUGUGCGUAGUGCUUUCGAAGAGUCUGUUGGAAGUAGACUACGCAAAUUCGGUGGAUCUGAUGAUAACAAAGAAUUGCUUUCAAGGUUCACUUCCCAGUUUAGAGAUGAAAUCAAAAUACCCCGAGGAGCUGUCAUAGAACUCUCAAGGGAGCCAGGCUACAUACUCCAGACAACAAUUGAUGGGAAGGAAGUGGGAAGCAUACAGAGCAAGUUAUUGUGUCGAUCAAUUCUAGACUUAUACAUUGGUGAUGAACCAUUUGAUCGGAAGGCCAAAGACGAUGUUGAACUCAACCUGGCUUCACUCCUCCAGAAGUAGUCCUGCUAUUCACACACACAGGCAUGAGAGGCAUUUUUUUUUUUCUUCAAAUUUUCCAGUAGGGAUUUCUUGUAUCUACAAUAAAGCUGACCAUCCCGGAAAUAAGAGCAAAGUAGGCGGAACUUACAACAAUGAUAUCCUUGUCCAGAAAUAAUAAUUAAAAUCCAAUUAAAUGUUAAUGUUUAA